UAACUUUUUCGUUACGCGCGUGCCAAUGGUCUUGGAGGGACAGCGCUCUUUAGUUUUACGAUCUUCCUACCCACCCCGUUACCCCAGAGGUCUCUCGUCAAGGACCCUCGUUGACCGCAAACAAUCCUCGCUCAGGACUCAGUACGCGAUUUAACACCGAACGCCUGGAGCUUACACCAUUGAAAGGCAAUCAGCUUCGUCCACGGUUCAGCUGUUCACGGCAAAAUGGCCGGCCCGCCAAACCCCUUUGCCGGCCUCGGCCAGAGAAAUGGGCCAGCCGGUUCAGCAGGACGUGGACGCGGUGGAUCAGCUAAUCGCCCGUUUCAAGCCAACAACACGAAUCCGCCCCGCGAUACCAAACCCCGUGGUCGAGGACGAGGUGCUUCGUCGGCAACAAGAGCUGGAAGGGGCCAGGGAAGAGGGGCCGGCUUAGCGAACAAUUCGUGGCGUAACAAGUCGGCUUCACAGCCAGGGUCUGCUGGAUCGACUCCCUCGCCGUUUGCACCCCUGAAGCAGACGGCUCCUGCUUCCUCCCCGUUUGCCGCGCAGGCCUCGCAGCAGAGCUCGCCUUUUGCAGGGUUUGGAAAAGCAUCGCCUUCGCCGUUCGGUGCUCCCAGCUUAGAUGGGCCCGCCGCGAACAGCUUCACGGGGUUCCCGUCCCAACAAUCGUCGAUUGGAGCAAUUGGAUCCAACGUUCCUGUGGAGGAUGUCUCGCUACUCAGCAGCUACACCGAGCGCUACGAACAGCUCAAGCUCGAUAGAACGAAAGAGCGCGAGAAGGCAAUUAGGGAAGGGCAGAUGGCGGAUCCUAACCAGCCGACGUCUCUGAAUCAGGCAAUCACGCCUGUGGGCACCUGCACAAGCAUGUGUCCUGAAUUCGAAAGGGUGGAACGUAUAGUUCAGAAGAUGGUCGAUAAAAGUGAAAAGUAUCUGCAUCCUGCGACAAACUCGCUACAGAAUAUGGAAUUAAAGAUGCUCAAACGAUUCAGACGAUCCGCGGCCGGCUAUGACGAACAGCUCCCCUCCGAUAUUCGAACGCCGAAAACGCUUCUUCAGACCAUGAAUUACCUGAUACGGCACGUCAUUGAUGGCCCCGAACCUCUGGGGCUCAUUCAUAAGUUUGUAUGGGACCGGACUCGCUCAAUUCGGAAUGACUUCUCCGUACAGCAGCUCACGCAGGAGGACCACGUGAAAAUGGCGGUAACAUGCCUGGAGCGCAUUGCUCGAUUCCAUAUCGUGUCCUUGCAUUUGCUCUCGAGCCCUGCGAAUGACGAGCCCUUCGAUCGCCAUCAGGAACGCGAGCAGCUGAACAACACCAUGCUUUCGUUGAUGUACUACUACGAUGAUAACAGAGGCCGGGUCGCAUUUCCCAAUGAAGAUGAGUUCCGGGCCUACUACAUCAUCUUUUCGAUCCACGACCAGCGGCCAGACUUGGAAGCUCGUGUCCAAAAGUGGCCUGCCGAACUGAGGAACUCACCCCGCGUCCAGAUAGCGCUGGAAUUGUUUGCUGCUGCGGGUAACACGUGGGAAUAUCAGGGUACGCUCGAUUCGAAGCGACCAAACGCCAUCGCGCAAGGAUUCUAUUCGCGAUUCUUCAACAUGAUAGACUCACCAGGUGUCUCAUAUCUCAUGGCUUGUGUUGCUGAGAUAUAUUUCAACCAUAUGCGACAGACCGCUAUUCGUUCGAUCUGGAAAGGAUACUGUCGCUAUCCUGCCUCCCAACAGCAUAAGAACGAAGAAUGGACGGUUGAUGAGUUGACUGCCGUACUUUGUUUGGAUGACUAUGAGCAGACCAUCAAGUUUUGCGAGGAACAGGAUUUGAAAUUCGCCGAGAACGCCAAUGGCGACCUAUAUCUCGACUGGGGCAGCCGUCCCGUUGAUUCCGUCGCCUUUCAGCCAUCGUCGGAUCACUCCUUUUCGGAAAAGCAUGUUGAAUCGAAGCGUGCUGGGAGAACACUGGCAGCCAUCAUCCUCGGACUCAACAUCAAAGAAUCUGCGAAUCUUGGAAUGAUCGACGUAUCCCAUCUGUCCGAGCGCGUUCCUGCGCUGCCCGCCCCCGUUCCGGGACCUUUCACCAACGACGACUCUCUUUUCGUGAGCGACGAUGAGAACGUCUCCAUGUCAUACAACGUUCAAAUGGCCGAGAUCCCGUCGCAAGACGAGAGCCCGCGCGAUUCGCCGGCUUCUGCGUCCAGCCUUCGCAACGCCUUCGCCGGCUUCCCGCAGCCGGAAGCUUCUACGGAGCCUGAUCGUCCAAACCCUUUCUCUUUUGCUCAACCGCCGACUAAUGCACAACCGUCUGAGACAAAACACCAGGCAUCCUCAUCUCUUUUCCCGUCCAGUAGCACAGCCGGUGUCUUCCCAGCCCCUGCAACCGCAGCGCCGAGUCCUUUCUCCCCUGCUACGUCGCCAUUCAACUUGCCGAAGAACCCUCAAGGGGAAGGAGCUCCGGCCUUUACUCCUCCGCCGGCUAACCAGCAACCGACUUCCAUGUUCACGGCUGCGCCGCAACCUGCCACGUCCGACAACAAAGCAAACGCCCCUCUAUUCUCUUCUACGCCCUUCAAGUUCCCGACCGCCUCCCAACCUAACACGACCUCCACGUCACUACCCAGUCCCUCGGUUUUUUCUUUCGAUGCCAAGCCCGACCCAGUUGAUGUGCCAGCUGCUAGCCAGCCUGCUCCUAGCAUCUUUGACAGUGCUAAGGCGCCGUUGUCAUCAGGAACACCCAACUCUAUCUUUCGCUUUCCUGGACAAAACACAGUCUCUGCGGAAGCUCCUGCUCAGCAACCUCAAGCAGCCCCACAAACUUUCGGGGUUGCCCCAUCCCAGUCGUCAUCCGUCUUUCCGUCGGUAUCAACUCUGAAGAAACCCGAGCCGACUCCCCUUUUCGCCGCCCCCGCGCCUCUUGCGCAGUCGGACACCGCGCCUCAAGCCCGAGUUGGUAAUUCACUAUUCCAAGAGAAACCAUCGGUUCGCUCAGAUGAUCAUGCUGCUCUUCCAUUGGAACACGAAGACCCCCCUGAGCCGUCUGCCGAAGAAGACCACAUAUCUGUUGAAAGCGGCCCUGUCGCUUUGGAACCUAUAAUUCCUUCAUUUGCGCAGAAAUCGGGUGCAGUGGAGGCUCCUGUAGAUACGGAGGCUUCAAUCCAACCGGUCGAAGUUGAACCAGACCAUAUACCUGUCAUUGAGACUCCUGAUGAGAAGUCAUCUUCUACAUCCGACAUCACUUCGCGCCGCAAUGCGUGGUUAUCGGCAUUGAAGGAAGCCGCUGAUAAGCGGCGGGAGAUCGUAUCAAACGGCCGUAAACGAGUUCAUGAGGAACCAGAGGAACACGCCCCUUUGGAAAGCGGACCCAAAUCGCACAAGUUGCCAAAGGCAGAAGUCCCCAUUUCGCAGAAGAAAUCCCUGGCCUCUGCUUCGACGAAGCCCCUGCCGAAACUUCCAAUCCUCGAGCAGAUCGAAUCCUUGACCGCCAGGAAACCAGCGGAACCAAAGCCCGAGGGACCAAAGUCGGUCCAAGUUGACGAAGAUGAGCUCCUUCUAUCUGCUGCGCGUAUUGCGGCAGAGUCCCUCCGGAGUGGACCAAAGCUCCUGGAUGGCUGGUCUACAUCAUAUGAACCGCGAAGCUCUCAUUUCAGCCCCGGGAGCAGUUUAUCACCUUCUCUUGCUCUUUCCAGGAGCCAAUCACCCCAAUCAUAUGUCAACGGCUACGAGGUCUCACUUGCUCCAGAUACAGACCUCGGACUCGGUCGUACAUUGUCUCGAACAGAGCAACGGAUCCGGAUGACGGGCGCCAAGGGACUGGCGUACAAACCAUUGGAUUUCACUCCCGACAAGAAACGAAAAUCACGCUAAGACUUCUUACCCUCACCCACCCACCACUUGACCGGUUCGGUUCGGUUCGGGUUGUUCCUACC
Messenger RNA from Aspergillus ibericus CBS 121593, 3920 nucleotides. Its product is annotated as putative leucine permease transcriptional regulator (SAC3). The record is from RefSeq and is a predicted model, not a curated record. The coding region runs from base 226 to 3858 and encodes 1210 amino acids. Gene Ontology annotation, cellular component: transcription export complex 2; cytoplasm; nucleus. Gene Ontology annotation, biological process: mRNA export from nucleus. The transcript has 6 exons. NCBI's taxonomy places the organism in Eukaryota, Fungi, Ascomycota, Eurotiomycetes, Eurotiales, Aspergillaceae.